UAUUAUAGACUACUUUAUGUAAGCCACAUAAAAAGAAAGAGGAAUAAAAAGAGGGAAUUACUCUUUUAACCAGGCCAAAGAGGGUAUAUGUCAAGAAGCACAAAAAUACCCUAAGGUUAUGAAAAAGAGUUAUUAUUUUAUUUUAUUUAUUUAUUUCAGGGUUUUUCUAUUUAUAUAUUUGUAUGUUAAGUUGUUUACAAUUAUGGUACCCUAGGACAAUAAGACCACAUAAAAAGAGACCUAACUCUUUCCCAAAGAAAGUAUUUUCAGUGAGUAAAUAUAGUUAAGUUGUUUUCUUUUCUUUUUUUUUAAAAAAAAAGAGAGAGAAAAGAUAAGAAUUAUAAUACAAUUAAUAAUCAUGGGUAGAGGAAGAGUUGAACUCAAGAGGAUAGAGAACAAAAUCAAUAGGCAAGUUACAUUUGCUAAGAGAAGAAAUGGACUUCUUAAGAAAGCUUAUGAGCUUUCUAUUCUUUGUGAUGCUGAAGUUGCUCUUAUCAUCUUCUCUAAUCGUGGUAAACUCUUUGAGUUUUGCAGCUCGUCGAGUAUGCUGAAAACAAUUGAAAAGUAUCAAAGAUGCAGCUAUGGCUCUCUUGAAGAAAAUGGGCUUCUCAAUGAUUCUGAGGCAACCUACCAGGAAUAUUUGAAGCUUAAGUCCAGGGUGGAGUUCCUGCAGCAAUCUCAGAGGAACUUGCUGGGAGAAGACUUGGCACCAUUGGCUAUAAAAGAGCUAGAACAGCUGGAGCACCAACUUGAGUUAUCUCUGAAGCAAAUUAGAUCAACCAAGACUCAACAAUUGAUGGAUCAAAUGGCAGAACUGCGAAGAAGGGAACAAGCUUUAAUUGAAAACAACAGGAACUUGAUGAAGAAGUUGGAACAUUGUAGCCCUCAAAUCCCUCAAAGACUUGCAUGGGAAGGUGAUAACACUCAAGAUCAACAACAUAUACCUUUCAGCCGCAUUCCUCAUCCAUCCGAGGGCUUCUUUCAACCUCUUUAUUGCAAUCCUCCUCCCCAAAUCGGGUACAAUAAUUUGGAAUCGACUGAAAUGAGUGUUGCAACACCAAGCCAGCAACAUGUCAAUGGAUAUAAUGUCCAUGGUCACCAUGGAUGGAUGCUUUGAGAAAAUUAAGCACGUAUGCACGCACGCGAUAAGUUCAAAUUGCGUACGUACGUAUGACUUGAGAGAUUAUAUGUAUAUUUUUCAAGCUAAGGUAAAUUUUGGAUUGUUUCUUAAGCUUAAUUAGAUUAAGGUAUGACUCUAUGUUUACUUAUCAUGAUCGAGUUUUCGAGGGCAAUUUUCAUACGAUUGUCCGUGAUGUAAUGACAUAAAGAAUGUAAUCUUAACUGCUGCUCGAACAAAUAGUAUAAUGAUAGACUAGAGCAUGGCAUUCACCCCAAUUUAACACUAUUUUGCUUAUAAUUGUAUGUAAACGGAAAAACGUAUGUAUGUUUAUUUUUGUAACUACGCACGAAUUUAAUAUUAUAUGAUAUGUUAAGAUGCUUAAUUGCAUGCUUACUACUAGUAGCUAUGGAUGGGAUUAUUGUAAA
Chenopodium quinoa (quinoa) is the source of this 1545-nucleotide messenger RNA. Its product is annotated as MADS-box protein CMB1-like. Gene Ontology annotation, molecular function: DNA-binding transcription factor activity, RNA polymerase II-specific; protein dimerization activity; RNA polymerase II cis-regulatory region sequence-specific DNA binding. Gene Ontology annotation, cellular component: nucleus. NCBI's taxonomy places the organism in Eukaryota, Viridiplantae, Streptophyta, Magnoliopsida, Caryophyllales, Amaranthaceae. Gene Ontology annotation, biological process: positive regulation of transcription by RNA polymerase II. The transcript is spliced from 9 exons. Bases 359 to 1117 code for a protein of 252 amino acids. The record is from RefSeq and is a predicted model, not a curated record.